Messenger RNA from Sorghum bicolor (sorghum), 2307 nucleotides. RefSeq names its product cysteine-rich receptor-like protein kinase 10. Gene Ontology annotation, molecular function: ATP binding; protein kinase activity. The record is from RefSeq and is a predicted model, not a curated record. The transcript is spliced from 7 exons. The coding region runs from base 148 to 2163 and encodes 671 amino acids. Gene Ontology annotation, biological process: protein phosphorylation. NCBI's taxonomy places the organism in Eukaryota, Viridiplantae, Streptophyta, Magnoliopsida, Poales, Poaceae.
CGAUGACCUGAAACAUAUCUUUCCAUCUUCUCCUUUCCCACAGCCGUUGGCCUGGAAAGAAAAAAGAAAAAAAAAACAAGAUGGCGCCAGGCAAGGCAACUAGCUAGCGUGCCCAUCGGUCGGCGCCGGCGGGUAGCCUGCCUAACAAUGGCGGGCGUCCUGCUCAUCAUCGUCCUUACCUUCCUCCUCGUGCUGCCGUCAGCAACGGCAAUAGGGCAGGUCUGCGGCAACGCCGGCAACUACACGGCCAACGGCACCUACCAGUCCAACCUUGCCUCCCUCGUCGCCGCCCUCUCAACCAACAUCUCUUCCUCCUCUCAAGCUCAACUCUUCGCCAACGCCACCGCCGGCAAAGCCCCCGACGUUGUCUACGCGCUCGCGCUCUGCCGCGGCGACAUCACCAGCAGCAACCUCACCGGGUGCGCCGCCUGCGUCAACAACUCGUUUGCGUACGCGCACAAGAUGUGCCCCUACGCCAAGGCCGCCAGCGUUUACGACGACGACUGCCUCGUCGGCUUCUCGAGCAGCAACAUCCUCGUCCCAGCCAACAACAUCACCCGAGACAUGAGCACGCUGUUCCAGUACUGGAACCCGACGAGCAUCACCGGCGACGCCACCGUGGUCGCCGCCGACGUCAACGAUCUGCUCACGCAGACCGCUCAGGUGGCGGCCGCCAGUCCGAGGAGGUUCGCCACCGCCUUCAUGGACGCCUCUAGCAGCUCCAUCCCCACGCUCUACUCCUUAGCUCAGUGCACGCCCGACCUGUCCGCCGGCGACUGCCUCGCUUGCCUCCAGCGGAUCGUCGGCGUGAUCAACGCCACAACGUCCGUGCGCCUGGGCGGACGGGUCCUCGUGCUGCGGUGUAACUUCAGGUUCGAGAAUAUGAUGUUCUACGAAGGCGCAGCCACGACGCGCAUCACGCCGUCGUCGUCGUCGUCAGGCCCUCCGGCGUCACCAUUUCCGGCUCCGACAACAAAUAAGAGGAUGAAGCCCUGGGUAAUUGCCGUGUCUGCAGCACCUCCUCUAGCGGUAGUAGCACUCUGCUUCAUCUUUUACUGUCGUUGGCGAAGCAGAAGGUACAUAAAAGGCAGACCAAGAUUACGACGAAAGCCAUGGGAUAACAAAUUGCGAGGAGGAGAUGAACCAGAUUGGGAAAUGGAAGCGGACCUCUCCGAGUUUUCGGUUUUUGACUUUCAUCAGAUAUUAGAGGCCACAGGUAACUUUUCUGAAGAAAAUAAACUUGGGGAAGGUGGGUUUGGCCCCGUCUAUAAGGGUCAGUUUCCUGAGGGAGUAGAGGUAGCAGUUAAAAGACUUGCUUCACAUUCAGGACAAGGUUUUAUAGAGUUCAAAAAUGAAGUACAACUCAUAGCAAAACUCCAACACACAAAUUUGGUUAGGCUCUUGGGAUGUUGCUUACAGGAAGAAGAGAAAAUUUUGGUCUAUGAAUACUUACCAAACAAAAGCUUGGAUUUCUUUAUCUUUGAUGAAGAUAGAAAAUUAUUACUGGAUUGGAACAAACGUCUAGCAAUAAUUGAAGGAACAGCAGAAGGACUUCUGUACCUACAUAAGCACUCCCGAUUGCGUGUCAUACAUCGAGAUCUUAAACCAAGCAACAUUCUCUUGGACAGUGAAAUGAAUCCUAAAAUUUCAGAUUUCGGGCUAGCAAAAAUAUUUAGCUCAAAUAACAAUGAAGGAAGCACUACAAGGAGAGUGGUUGGUACAUAUGGCUAUAUGGCUCCAGAGUAUGCCUCCGAGGGCCUCUUCUCUAUCAAAUCCGAUGUGUUCAGCUUUGGUGUUCUCAUUCUUGAGAUCAUUAGCGGAAAAAGGAAUUCUGGUAUCCAUGAUUGUGGAGAUUUCAUCAAUAUCCUUGGAUAUACAUGGCAGCUGUAUGAAGAGGGAAGAUGGAAGGAACUUGUUGAUACUUCAUUGUUAUCCAUGCAUCAUUCAGAUGAAAUGAUAAUGAGGUGCAUGAACAUUGGAUUGCUUUGUGUACAAGAGAAUGCAGUUGAUCGGCCAACCAUGCUAGAUGUUGUUGUAAUGCUAAGUAGCAAGACUCAGAUCCUGGCUAAGCCGAACCACCCAGCAUAUUUCAAUGUACGGGUAGGAAACGAAGAGGCAUCCACUACUGCUACUACUGUGUCAUGCAGUGUGUCAAUGAGAUGACUAUAUCUGUCACAAGUGGUUGAUAGUUUUUGUUUGUGAUGUAUGGUUAUUCUUGAGCCAAUAUGUAUAGAAUUAUUCCCUCUGUUAACACAUGUAAGCAUUUUUAGCAUUUAAAAUUUAUCCAUAAAGAAACCAUCAUUCAUA